CAGCGGCUAGAGCUUUAAAAGCUCACAUCGUGAUGACGUCGAUUUCUAACGUCAUCAUUGAAAUAAAGGGUGUUUGUGAUAGUGUGAGUGUGGUUUCAGGCGAGCCGCAGCGCAGGCCUGCCGCUAUCGAUCCUGCGCGGCGACAUGCGCACGCCGCCUCGCUAGCAGCUCGCCAGGGCGUCCACACUUCUGCCCUAGUCAUGCGCGAGUUUCCUCCGGCAUCGCAUCGACCGACGUUAGAGUGGGAUUAAACGCGCGAGUGCCGCGGUCGCGCUCGGCGGCCUCGACAGACCUACGGGGAAGAUCCUCCGCCGCAGCCGCCGCCGGCUCUGGGUCGUUCCUCCAUGUGUGACAGGAUCGCGUCCAAAAAAUCGAUCGGAGACGGUGGCCGCAGGCUUGCGAUGAACUCCAGCUAAUCGUGAGGUCCAGGUGGAGGAGGGGCGACCUUGCGACCCACUUACCGAUCGCUGUUGAACGGUCAACCACCAUUGACACCACCGCCAGGAACAAUGUCGUCGAUUAGACUGCUAUCGGUCGUAGUCAAAUGACAAUAACUAGAAUAAAGCAGUGUCGGGAGCGCUCAUGAGACAGUCGUGCCAUCGUCUGCUCGAGCACCAACAGGCCGGCGGGGACGAACCCCCGCUUUACUCACCCGUAGAUCAAAUUUCAGCGGUACCUGAUCAUGUGGGCCGGGAGGCCGGCGGCAAGCUGACACGAUAUGCGCCGGCGGAGGAGGACGAGGCGACUCUCAGGGAACUUCUGCUUAGCCUCCAAAGACAGGUGGGCGUGAUGAGUAUGAAUCUAUCCGCCAAGUUGGACGAUCUGCAGCGGGGCGACCGGCAACUAGAAACGACGGUCGCGCUCUGCGAGAUCCGCUCUCAACUACAAGAACUUACCAAGAGCGUCGAGUCAUGCCAAAGUGAAGUCUCCGAGGUCAAACGUGAUAUGGUCGCCAUCAAACAGGAGUUGGAUACAGUGCAGCAGGUGAAGGAGGAGAUUGAAGAACUGCGGGAAUACGUGGACAGACUUGAAGAGCACUCGCAGAGGCGAAAGCUUAGGUUGCUUGAGCAGGGGCUUACAUUCUUCCUGUCCUACGCCAUUUUGGCCGCUGUACUCGGAAUGCUGCAAUUUGGUUACAACACUGGUGUCAUCAACGCUCCUGGCAGAAACAUCGAGAACUUCAUGAAAGACGUGUACAAAGAUCGUUACGGGAUAGAUAUCCAUGAAGACACCGUGAAUCAACUAUAUUCGAUAGCAGUGAGCAUUUUUGCAAUUGGAGGUAUGCUUGGUGGCUUCUCCGGUGGAAUGAUCGCGAACCGAUUUGGCAGGAAGGGAGGUCUAUUGCUCAACAACAUCCUUGGAAUUAGCGGCGCGAGUCUGAUGGGCUUCACCAAAAUAUCACACUGCUACGAGAUGCUCUUCUUCGGUAGAUUCAUCAUCGGUGUCAAUUGCGGUCUAAACACUUCGCUUGUACCAAUGUACAUAUCGGAGAUCGCGCCGCUGAACCUGCGCGGAGGCCUGGGCACUGUGAACCAACUCGCUGUCACGGUCGGAUUGCUGCUCUCCCAGGUUCUUGGCAUCGAACAAAUCUUUGGCACUGAUGAAGGAUGGCCCAUAUUGCUUGGUUUAGCCAUAUGCCCCGCAAUUCUGCAGCUGUUACUCCUGCCAGCAUGUCCCGAGUCGCCCCGUUAUUUGCUGAUCACUCGUCAGUGGGAAGAAGAAGCUCGACGAGCCUUACGGCGGUUACGGGCCAGCAACCAGGUCGAGGAAGAUAUAGAAGAGAUGCGCGCAGAAGAACGUGCUCAGCAAGCCGAGGCAUCAAUUUCCAUGUGGGAACUCCUUUGCUCACCGACACUACGAGCGCCGCUGCUUAUCGGGGUCGUUAUGCAACUCUCACAACAACUGAGCGGAAUCAACGCGGUUUUCUACUAUUCAACAUCUCUCUUCACCUCGUCUGGAUUGACGGAUGAAUCUGCAAAGUUCGCUACUAUGGGUAUUGGCGCGAUUAUGGUGGGCAUGACUCUAGUGUCGCUGCCUCUCAUGGACCGCACCGGACGUCGCACUCUACAUCUCUAUGGCCUCGGUGGAAUGUUUAUCUUCUCAAUUUUCAUCACGAUCUCUUUUCUGAUAAAGGAGUUCUUCGGCUAUGUGCAGGAAAUGAUCGACUGGAUGAGUUACUUGUCGGUGGUGUCAACGCUGAGCUUCGUGGUGUUCUUCGCGGUGGGGCCUGGCUCCAUCCCCUGGCUGAUCACCGCGGAACUGUUCUCGCAGGGGCCACGCCCGAGUGCUAUGGCUAUUGCCGUGCUGGUGAACUGGAUGGCCAACUUUGUUGUCGGAAUCUGCUUUCCUAGUAUGAAGGCUCUGUUGGACAACUAUACAUUCCUGCCUUUUAGCGUAUUCCUUGCAAUUUUUUGGAUAUUUACGUAUAAAAAAGUUCCUGAAACAAAAAAUAAGACCUUUGAAGAGAUUUUGGCACUGUUCCGCAACUCGAAUGGGAGGGACAGUUUCCGGGACAGCCGGCUGUAUGGAAGCAUGAUGAAUUGCGUGAACGCCUUGGAACAGCAGCUACCACCGCCCCCGCCGCCGGCCCCCGUCGACGAGAAACAUGAUUCACUGUCGGAGCAGUCGUCGGGCGCGGGCGAGGGCCGGCCGCCGCCGCCGCUGCCGCCGCCGCGCUUCCCGCUCAGCGGCACCGUCUGACAAUGGGAGCCCGCUGCGCGUGCGCCACUAGUCGCGCCACUCAAGGCCGCCGCCAACUUCUUGUUUCAUGGACUCAAGCGUCAAGCCGCGGGCCGCGCCUCUAUCACUACCACACAACAAAUGUUCUAAAUUGAUGUGAUUAGGUUAUUAAAACGAAAUAGUCUGUAAGUCACGGCGUAAAUUAACAUAGUUCUUUAGUCAUUUUAUGACGUAAUUUAUGAAAUGCAUACAUAGGUACCGUAUUAAGUGCCACCAGUUUCUUGUACCCAUUUUAAUUAAAUCUUGUCGAACAGACUUUACACCAAAGCCGCCGUCCUGCGGGCCUCAGCUGGCACCCUUGAGCAAAGGCUGGUAUACAUAUAACUUAAAUAAAGAGACACCCCUAGAAACCGACGAUUGGUCAUCAUCACAAAUCUGUAUUUGCUAUAUACGAGUAUGCUGUAUUUCCGCAGAGGGUCGAUAACAGAGCGCCGACUUUGGUUUGAAGGCCUCUUGAAAAUUUACUAAAAAUAUUCGAACAAAUUGAAGAUUUGAUGAGAGUUUCAAUAGGGCUCAACAAUUGAAAGUCUUUGGAAAACUACAUUACAUGUUCUAGCUUCAGAUAACUACCUAUAUACCUAUUAAUUUAAGAGAUAAUUACCUAUGAGACUUUGAUGUUAAUUCAAUGCCUAAUGUAAAAGUAAAAUAGUAGAUUCGCGAUGAACGAGAGAGAUCAUGAGUUCUUGUUCUGAGCAAAGCGAACAUCGGCAGCGAUACUGCAAAUACUUACCUACCUAUGAUUUAUACCUAGGUAAGGGUCUAUGGUCAUUUGUCAUAUAAAACUAUAUAUAGGUAUAAAAUUAGAAUAUAGGUAAUCUAAAAUGGGUACGACAAGAGUACAUUAUGCUUACGACAAUGAUAAUUGUCACUGAAACGUACAAAAUACGAUGAAUGUACAUUGUACAUACAUAAUGUGACUGUAUUGAAUUGUUGAUUUUUAUACAUAAUUAUAUUAUUUUACGAAUGUUUUUAUUCUCCUUUUACUCACAACUCUUAUUAUUGUUAUAUUUACUUAUAUAAUGGUAAAUUAAAGUCAUAUCUAAAAUGACCGAGAUACAUUAUUAUUAGAAUUAAUUAAUAAUAGUAAAAUAAUAAAUUAUUAUACGUACAUAAAUAAAUCUUACCAUUGGACAACAGUUUCAUUGCAGUUGCGGGAAUUGAUUAUAUACAUUACAUAUGAAAUAUACCUACCCAAUUUAUUAUUUAGAACAGGGUUCCUCAAAACCACGUAUCUACCCCAAUAAUAAUUUCCAUGAGGGGCAUACAUAGUCGUACAUACCUACUCUUUACUUUGCUACGUUUCAGAAUGCAAUUAUUAUAAAAGCUAGCUGUACAUUACUUAUAUAUUUACAUACUAUUAAAUCGUCAGGAAAAGUUGUUUUAAUUCAGUAUUUAUUUUUUUGUUAUGAAGGUAUGUCUUACGAAACUAACUUAAAUCAAUGCACGUAACCAGCCCACUUUGAGUAACCCUGAUUUAGAACAAAAAUAUUUUUUUAGAAAACACCACUCACAAUAAUGAUUACAAUUUACAAGAUAGUAAAUAGUUCUUUUCGUUUUACACUUAGUAUAGUUAAUUUAUAGUGCUAAGUGAUAAUAAUGAAAAUUCAUCAUUUAAAUUGGAAGCAUAGAUAUAUGAUAAGUUAUACAAUUUGUGAUGACUUUUAAGAAUGUAAAGCUUUUAAACUUAUACGCUCUAGAAGAUGAACAAACGUUUCAUUAUUUAUUAAUUAGGGUUUCAGUAGUUACUACAGGGUUGUAGUGAAUCUGUCCUCCCGUGCGUCUGUUAACUGCUCAAUUCAAUAUUAAGACUAAAAGGUCCCGUAGCCUAUCGUCAUUGGAGGAGGUAGCACGGCCUAAUAAAUGUGUGACUAGAGCAUCUCAGUGCCGACUGGUGGUUUUAAUGCUCUUCAUUGCCUGACUUUCAUUGCGAAAUUUAAUUUCGUAAUAUCUUAAUGUAUUGCAUACAUUAAGUAUAACUUCGCGAUAUAAAUUAAGUAGUAUUAAUAUUAUUUAUAUUAUUUACUGAAUAUACCUAAUGUUUUAGAGUCAAAAUCACACCUAAGUUACAAAAUACUUAAUAUACUCAAAUCAACUAAACUAAACGUCGACUCUAAAAGUGGAUAUAUACAUGUAUAUGUCAUAUGUAAUGUAUGGAUAUAUACACGUUAAUGAAAUUAAGUUGGUAAAUAUACCUAAUAAACUUACCCAGUUCUUUUCAUUCACGUAAGUUCAUAAUGCACAAAUGCAUAUUUAUGAUAGGCAUAAGUUUCUAAAUGCAUUUUUUUCAAAUACAAAGGCAGCAGAAAGUCCCAUCGGUGGCUAUGUUAGUGUGUGUCUAGUUAUCUACUGUACUACACAUGUAGGCACAAUAUCAUAACACUCAAUACUCUACACUCGAUACUCACAAAUAUAAUAAACUGACGCACAAUUUUAAAUGGACUAGUUAACUAAAACUUGAUAAUUCAUGUUAAAGCUCCUAAUAACAGUACUCAUUCAAAUCGAAAUAUGUAAAAUAUCUUACUACCUACUUACUAAUUAUUUUGGUAUUAAAUAUUAUAUUGCGCAGGAUAUGCCUACGGUACCGAGAGGCCGCUGAAGUAUGUCCCUUACAGCUUUUAUGUCACUAUCGAAAAGCCGAGAUGGACUAUUCGACAUUGUCAUAUUUUUAGGAGCUUUAACAAAUAGUCAGUUAUCAUUGAUAAAUUAUCAAGUGUUUGAAGAUAUCAACUAACUAGCAUAAUACUUAAAUGAUUUAGUAUUAAAGUUUUCGCACAAAUAAAUUUUUCUUAUUUUAUUUAAUUACAUUAAUUAAAAAUCAAAAUAAUACAUUAAAUAAUUUAACAUAAACACUACAUACGCUACGGCUUGAAUGAUACAGAACACACACAUACAUGAGUGAUUAAUGUAUGAAAUUUAUUUUUAACUUUAAUUUAAACAUUUACUAAAUAUGCAGAGACCUAAUCUAAAUAAUUAUGUUUGAUUAUUUUUUAUAGAAUACGAAAACACUCGAUUUAAGUACAUCAGCAAAGGUAUAAAAAUUUAAGUAGGUACAACUAAAUAUAUAAAUACUUUUUUACUCUAAUUAAUUUUCUUAAGUGAACAACAGCCUAGAGGAAAACCUAUCUCCGUCGGUAGCAAUUAGGUACCUAACUAUGUUUGCUUGUCAACUUUAAAUAUCUACGUUAACAAGAUAGUCAUAGGCGUAUAUAGCUAGCGGGUGUGCCGAGUGGGUCGUGCCCACCCUAGAAUUCUGGGCUACCGACAUGGAAUUCUAUUAUGAUACUAAAAACUUGAUGUCGGGGGCUAGGCCCACCCUACAAAAUAAUCCUAGAUACGCUACUGAAGAUAGUGUUUACCUGAAACAUUCGAUACCGAUGCUACGGAACCAUCAGUCGCGUGUCGAUGCUGGAUGCACGGUUGGACAGAUUAGUUAUUUGUUGGGACAAAUUCCCGUUCGCUAGCGAAAAAGACCCUAAACAUUCUAAAGCACUAUCCACAAUAUAUGCCACGAUAAUAUCUGAAAUGCCUUUAAGUUUGAAUAUACGGAGAUUUCUCCAUACUUGUACAAAACGAACUUGUAAAAUUUUAUUGGAACUAAUACUUGUUAUAAAAACGUAAAAAAAUACACAAAUGUGUUUAAUUUCU
This is a messenger RNA of Bicyclus anynana (squinting bush brown), 6384 nucleotides long. RefSeq names its product glucose transporter type 1 (gene Glut1). The coding region runs from base 583 to 2700 and encodes 705 amino acids. The record is from RefSeq and is a predicted model, not a curated record. Gene Ontology annotation, molecular function: hexose transmembrane transporter activity. NCBI's taxonomy places the organism in Eukaryota, Metazoa, Arthropoda, Insecta, Lepidoptera, Nymphalidae. The transcript is spliced from 17 exons. Gene Ontology annotation, biological process: monosaccharide transmembrane transport. Gene Ontology annotation, cellular component: membrane.